CGCGAUGCCACUGCUGAGUGGUAUUGUCUCGCUGGGAGGAGUGCUGAAGAAGGUGGUGGUGGACAGCGAUGGGCUUGGCGAUCACAAGCAGCCUCGGUUGUUUGGCGAAUUCUCCGAAGGCUGGGAGAGGAACAGAACCACGCUUGCCUCUUCUCGGACGUCGACGUCGCGCGUGCGAUCCCCACCCGCAGAUUAUUACGAUGAUAAUAAACCCCAUCGACCGCGGCGUUCAUCAUCCUUCCCCCAGGUUUCCGAUGCAGAGCGCGCGACUCUGAGAGACAUCAGGCGGAGGAUGUCUUCAUCGGCCUCACGAAAGUCAUCGGCUGCCUCCUCCGCAAGCAGUCUUUCGAAACGACCCAUCGACCCCAUCACACGAACCGCUUUACGAUACACGCUCUCGCCUCGGGAGUACGAGUUGUUGCAUAACUACCUCAUAUCCAAAGCACCGAAGCGGGUCCAGAAACAGACGCCAAAUCCUCAUCGAUUUGAACGGAUAACGAAAGCGAGCAGCGAAAGUGGUGAUUACAAUGUUGCCAGCGUCCGCGCCGCCUUGCGCGUCUACCUUGCGCUGUUCACGGGUCUGAAGAGCAUGGACUUUGUUCUGGACAAAAUUGCGCAACGGAGGGGAACCGUCGAUGUCAAAGCGAAGCCUGCGCCGAGAUACAAAAAUACGCGCAUCGCUCUUUCCUUCUCCACCAUUUUGCUAUUCCAUCGCUUGCUGCAUAGGUUCUUUAAGCGCUUAAGAGCAGCAUUACUCGAAGAGUCGGCAGAACCUUUCCGAGAACGAAAUCCACGCAUCUCGAAAGCAAUAACAUCGAAAUACACACCCGCGAUCGGCGCGUCUUUGGCAGGCUUCUUCCUUGGAAUCGCUCCUGCUGAGCAGUUACGCAUUACUGUGGCCAUAUAUGUCUUUUCUCGGAGUCUAGAGUAUGGCUACAAUGCCUUAUCAACAAGCGGCUAUAUUUGGCCCAAAGGAGAUCGACCGUGGUGGUUUGGCAGCUGGCUUGUCAUGCCAUUUGCUUGCGGACAACUGCUUCAUGCCUUCGUCUUUGAUCGCGAUUGCUUUCCUGAGAGUUACGGCCACUUCAUCUUGAAGAGAAGUCCGGAGUACAUUCAAUUCAGACCAAAAGAUUAUCCUGUUGGCAAGAGCUGGCCUGCCACAUUCGACAUUGUCGAUGGCCUAGCAGAGCUCAGUAAGCUCAAGUGGCCGGCUUUCACCUCGCCUGUACUGUUUCCUGGCAAGAAAGAUACGCUGCCGAAAGGUAUUGCGAUACAGAAGCUGACUCCGAUCAGCGGGCCUGCUCACCCCGGCACCAAGUACACAUCAUGUGCUUUCUUGCAUCCCAAGGAUCCCAGCUGCGCUCGGACUUACCUCAAAUAUUGGAUUGCAGCAUUUCCGGGAGUCGUCAAAUUCUUCACGUUGAUCUAUGGUGCUUUUGGACUUCUGGCGUACAAGGCUUUGGUCAAGAGCCCAAUGCCAGUCUUGAACAAGAUCUCGCAACGCAUUCUGAAGAUGAGUUUGUUCAUCACUGGUUCAAUCGGCACAUCCUGGGGCUCCAUCUGUUUGUUCAACCAUAUUCUUCCCCGAAGUGUGUUGCCCACGCAACGUUUCUUCCUUGGGGGCUUCUUGGGAGGCAUGUGGGCGUGGGUAGCCAGAUCUCACGAGCGGGAUAACUUUAUAUACAGCAUGCGUUUAAGCAUCGAUUCGCUGUAUAAAGUUGGCAAGAAGCGUGGAUGGUGGAAGGGUCUUACGAAUGGCGACGUGCUACUCUUCGUUGCGAGUCUGGCAAUGGUCAACUUUGUUUACGAGAAGCAGCCUUCUGCUGUGCAGGGCGGACUGAUUAGGAAAGUCAUGAGUAUGCAUCGUGGAGAAGGCUGGGUCGACAAGUGCGCAGGGAGCAAGAAGGCGAAAGAGCUCAAGGAAGACAGUAUCAUCGAAGAGCUUGGGGAGGAACAGCAGAAGGCAGAGAAGCGCGACUAGUCUUCGCAUUCGCCGUUUUUUCCUUCGUCUGUACGACUUUAUGUUGCGCUUGCAUGGAGCUGGUGAUACCCCGAUUGUGAAUUCGUAGCGAUAGUGAUGUACAUAGCAAUGUUAACGGAAUGACUGCAUCAG
Messenger RNA from Pseudocercospora fijiensis CIRAD86, 2113 nucleotides. RefSeq lists its product as uncharacterized. The record is from RefSeq and is a predicted model, not a curated record. The transcript has a single exon. The coding region runs from base 5 to 1981 and encodes 658 amino acids. Lineage: Eukaryota; Fungi; Ascomycota; Dothideomycetes; Mycosphaerellales; Mycosphaerellaceae.